CGUGCUGUCCGGGGCGUGUUUGUGAGAGCAGAGAGAGGACGAGGAGAAAAGCACCAGUGACAAAACACUCCGUGCUGAAAGUUCCACGGAGAAAAGCCACGACAGACUUAUCCCGGCGUGUCGUCUAGCACGUACUAUCUUGUCAACCAUGAAUUUAUUAUGGACUGUCGGUGUACUUCUGUUGAGCUGUUGGCGAGCGAACGCCGCGACAGCUGGCUUCAUCAAGUCUCCCCUCUCCGUCACGAAGCUGGUCGACGACAGCGCAGAGCUGCAUUGUGAGGUGAUAGGGAGCCCCAUUCCUGAGGUGCAGUGGUGGUUCAUAGAGGGACAGGAGCCCAACGAGACCAUCACGCAGCUCUUUGACGGCGCACGGAGCGAUCGUGUGCAGAUAAACGCCACGUAUAUAGAGCACGCCACCAGCACCAUUCGCUUCACGGGCCUCGCCCUUGAAGACUCAGGCACGUACGAGUGUCGCGCCUCCAACGACCCCGACCGCAAUGAGCUGAGGAAGACGCCGAAAAUCAAGUGGAUCCGCUCGCAAGCAAACAUUAUUGUCAUCGAAACCCCAACUAUCACCACUGACCCCAUUGAGGUCACCAACCAGACCUCUGCCAUUCUCAGCUGCAAUUUGACCGACACUACUCUGGUAGUCAAGGGUUCACACUGGACGUACAACGGAAAAAUCAUCGAGAAGACCCAGUCCACAGCCGCCGAUCACCACACCACCUACCAUUUGGACAAGAUCACCCCACACAACUCUGGUGGGAAAUAUGAAUGUGUAUUCCUGAGUGACCCAGUGGUGCAGCAGACAAUUGAAGUGAAAACCAUCCCCCAUGUUGCAGCCUACAAGCACUCUGAGCAUGGCAACGAGAGGGACAAAGGGGUCAUGGUGUGUGUGAGCCACGGCUACCCGCUGCCUACUGACUGGACCUGGUCCAAGGAGCAAGAUGGUGGCCAAGUGCCUAUUAUCAACGGCACCAGCGACAAGUACGAGAUCAAGAGCACCCCCAACAAAACCACCCUGACCGUCAACGAACUGAGCAUCGAGGGUGACGUGGGCGAGUACAUCUGCGCCGGCACCAGUGAACUUGGCACCAGCACCGAUAAGAUCCACCUGAGGGUGCGCAGCCGGCUUGCUGCUCUCUGGCCCUUCCUUGGAAUCGUGGCUGAGGUCAUCAUCCUGGUCACCAUCAUCCUCAUCUACGAGAAGAGGAGAAAGCCCGAUGAGAUUACUGACGAUGAUGACUCAGGCUCGGCUCCUCUGAAAAGCAACUCCAAUGCCAACCACAAAGACAAGAACGUGAGGCAAAGGAAUUCCAACUAAGAGUUGAAAAGAUGAAAAGUCCACACGGGCAGUCACGUCCGAGUUGUCACACUGCACAUUUAAUGUCCCGUGCACCCUGCAAUGUCAAAAAUAACCUCUUUUGUGCUGGAGUGUUGAUGUUCUCAAGACGACUGGUUAGCGCUUGCUUUGAUUUUCUUCUUCUUUGACUAACCUUCUCCAUGUUGUGCAGCCAGAGAGCUUUUAAUGUGUGAAAUACUUCCCUGCUUGACGGCCACAGGGCCAACUAUUGCAUGACCUCCAUCACCGUCCUUUAGCCCAGUGUGUUGUUUCAAACCAACAAAAUAAAUAAACCACCGCUAUGUCUUUAGUGAGGAAUGCUUCUUUAGAAGUUAGGUUUCAGUUUCAAAAUCAUCUUUUAAAUUCCUGUCGACUCCCUUUUGUCAUUUUUGAAUCUCCUCUUCUUCUGGUCUUUUUAAAACGCUUGUUAUGUUGCUUUUUCUUUGCUAUAGGAAAACUGUCUUGUUAAUUAAUAUUUUAAAGACUUUUACUUUGUACACUGUUAGUUUCUUAGUUAAAAAAAAAUAUAUGUAUGAAGGACCAACUGCAAAAUGUAACAGCAGUUGCAACGCCAGUACUACAUCACAAUGUUUCACUUGUUCACCCACAUGAUCUAAACUAAAAAAGGGUGUUGGUUAGGUCACUUCACUUAAACAAGAAAAAAAGUCCCACUUAGCAUUCUGCCUGAGUUGUGUGUCGUGAUUGGAUAUUGCCGUUAAAACAUUUAAAGAUUUUAGCCAGAUUUGUGAGAGUUGUACUUUCCGACCUGUUGUACAACCUGUACAAACUGAAUAAAGGUAUAUCAUUUUA
Messenger RNA from Nerophis lumbriciformis (worm pipefish), 2152 nucleotides. RefSeq names its product basigin (gene bsg). Lineage: Eukaryota; Metazoa; Chordata; Actinopteri; Syngnathiformes; Syngnathidae. Gene Ontology annotation, cellular component: cell-cell junction; plasma membrane. Gene Ontology annotation, molecular function: cell adhesion molecule binding. The record is from RefSeq and is a predicted model, not a curated record. Gene Ontology annotation, biological process: cell-cell adhesion.